GGUGACCAUCUCGCUCUGGACAGCAGCUCUGGGCAGGCAAUGCUGAGGUCUCUUUUUGGUUGGAUGACACAACCCGGUGGCAGAAUGGACAAGGAGAGCCCAGUCCAGGAGGAGCAGGACAAGGCUAUGCAGGUGGACAUGCUCCACAUCGUUGCCUGUAGCAACACCAGAUUUGCCUUGGACCUCUACAAGCUGUUGGUCCUCAGGAGGCCUGGGGAGAAUGUCAUCUUCUCCCCCAUGAGCAUCUCCACCAGCGUGGCCUUGCUUGGCCUGGGGGCCCGAGGAACCACCCUGGCAGAGAUCAUGAAAGGCCUGAAGUUCAGCCCCACAGAGAUCAGUGUGGAAGAAAUCCACCGGGGCUUCCAGCACCUCGUGCUCACACUCAACCAGCCCCACGAGCAGCUGCAGCUCAGCAUGGGCAACGCCAUGUUCAUCCGAGAGCAGCUGGAGGUGCUGGCCUCGUUCCUGGAUGAUGCGCGCGCCCUGUACGCGGCCCAGGUUGUCCCCACCGACUUCGAGCAGCCAGCAGCUGCUGAGCAGCUCAUCAAUGACUUCAUCAGGAAUGAGACCCACGGGAAGAUAGUAGACCUGAUCAGCAACCUGGAACGGGACACGGCCCUGAUUCUGGUGAAUUACAUCUUCUUGAAAGCCAAGUGGGAGACACCCUUUGACCCCAGGGAUACCAUCAAUUCCAAGUUCUAUUUGAGCAACGGCCAAUGUGUGCAGGUGCCCAUGAUGAAGGUUGAGGACCUGACCGUACCCUACUUGCGGGACAAUGUGCUGUCCUGCAUCGUGGUGGAGCUGAAGUACUUAGGCAAUGCCAGCGCCCUCCUCAUCCUCCCCGACCAGGGGAAAAUGCAGAAGGUGGAAGCUGAGCUGCUCCUGGAGACCCUGGCCAGGUGGAGGAACAACCUGAAGCCCAGGUUCAUAAAUGAGCUCUACCUGCCUAAGUUUUCGAUCUCAGGAAGCUAUGAACUGCAGAGCAUUCUUCCCCAGAUGGGCAUCAGGGAAGCCUUCUCCACACAGGCUGACCUGUCAGGAAUCACAACACGUCAGCAACUGCAGGUCACCCAGGUGGUGCACCGCGCUCUGCUUGAUGUAGCAGAGAACGGCACUGAAGCCGCGGCCUCUACUGGAAUAAAAGCCGUAUUUUAUUGUGCAAGGGUGAACCCAACAAUUUUACGAUUCGACAGGCCCUUUCUGAUGAACAUCUACGAUAAAAACAGUGACUCCAUUCUCUUUCUAGGCAAAGUGGCCAACCCCAGUCAAGCACAGAGCUCCUAACUGAGCUGUGGGCUUUCACUGAGGAGCAGGGCUAUACAUGCAACACGCAGGCCUGUGUGUGCAGCCCAUGCUCCUUGAGCCCAGUGUCCAGGGCCACACUGGGGAGGUGGCAGUGGCUCUGUGACAACCACAUGGCUCCAUCUGGGGCUCUGGCUGCAGUAAACCCUCACCCUGGGCCUGGCCACUGUUCCUGUGCCCCUCCAUCCUGA
Molecule: messenger RNA, 1493 nt
Organism: Perognathus longimembris pacificus (Pacific pocket mouse)
Lineage: Eukaryota; Metazoa; Chordata; Mammalia; Rodentia; Heteromyidae
Product: serine protease inhibitor 2.1-like
Exons: 5
Coding region: 40-1284 (414 amino acids)
Biological process (GO): negative regulation of endopeptidase activity
Molecular function (GO): serine-type endopeptidase inhibitor activity
Source: RefSeq, a predicted model, not a curated record